Rhagoletis pomonella (apple maggot) is the source of this 2704-nucleotide messenger RNA. RefSeq names its product ankyrin repeat domain-containing protein 13D. The transcript has 9 exons. Bases 184 to 2127 code for a protein of 647 amino acids. The record is from RefSeq and is a predicted model, not a curated record. NCBI's taxonomy places the organism in Eukaryota, Metazoa, Arthropoda, Insecta, Diptera, Tephritidae. Gene Ontology annotation, cellular component: cytoplasm. Gene Ontology annotation, molecular function: protein binding.
AUACAUGUGGUUGUGGUUGUUGUAUUCUUGGUACCUUGUAUAAAUUCGCCUUGCAAUGGACUAUCAAUUCAGAAAUAUACAAAAGUGUAGAAUAUAGGGCCAACUUUUAUUAUUUUACAAAAAGGCUAAGCCGAAUCUUUUGAAGUAUUGGGGAAGCGCAAGCUCGCGGUAAUUGUUAAAGCAAUGAAGAAAUUGGAAGAUAUAAAAAAAGAGUUUCCACUGCAUUGGCUUGUAUGGAGCAACAGCGUCGAUGAGCUGAAAUGGGCGUUAAAAACGGACACGGUUGACAAGGAAAAAAUCGAUGCCCGUGGCCGAACACCUUUGAUGCUAGCCGUGAAAUUAUCACAUUUGCAAUGUGUAAAGUGCCUUUUAGCAGCAAAAUGUAAUGCCACCUAUGAAUACGAGGGAUGGUCAAUUGUGCAAGAAGCCGUAUGCUCCGGCGAUGAGGAUAUACUGACUGCCAUCAUUGAAGUACGCGAUUUGCAACGUCAUGUUCAACGGGUAACACAUGUUCCGAAAUUAUUACAACACCUUUUAGAUGCACCUGAUUUCUACAUUGAAAUGAAAUGGGAGUUUACAUCUUGGGUACCCCUCAUGUCUCGUCUUUGUCCGAGCGACACCUACAAAGUUUAUAAACGUGGAGCGAAUGUGAGAAUAGAUACCACAUUAUUAGGGUUUCAUAACAACUCCUGGCAACGAGGCAAUCGCUCUUAUAUCUUUAAAGGCGCAAGUAAGAGAAACGAGCCGAUAACAUUACCUUUCUUCUUUACUUAUUUAAUAAAAUUUAUUUCAGAGGACUCUGCAACGAUGAUUGAGAUCGAUCAUGACACUCACGAAGUGAUUGAAGAACAAAUGAAUAGCGAAAUCGGAGAUAUAGUCGCAAUACCGCCUCCAAUUGGUGCUGUGCGCGGCCGCCUCAAUGCACCCGUCAUUACUAACAAUAUAGAAAUGGAAAAAAUCAGUUUUGAGCGGAAUAAAUCGGGAAUUUGGGGUUGGCGCAGCGAAAAGUCAGAGAUGGUGAAUGGAUACAAUUGCAAAGUUUAUGGCGCCAGCAACGUUGAGUUUAUAACGCGCACCCGAAUGGAUCACCUAAAUGAAGAUCAAAUUAAGAAUAAAUGUGCGAGGACACCAUUGCAUAGCUUUUUAGGGAUCGCUGACGACGAUUUAACAAAUUCUCACACUAAUGAAGGAAUAAUUGCCAAAGAUCGGACGCCGUCUCCAUCUAUUGGGAGUCCAUUACUAGAUCAAAGCCCUGAAAAUAGCACACCCGAAGAAAAUGCCAGUAUCAGCUCAGGCACAACGCCACCAAAACACGCCAUUACGGCAGAGGAGUAUUUUUCUCCCAAUGUCGAUUUGAAUGGACGUGACAUUGGACGACCAAAGAAAGUCACUACCAAGAUUCAGAGAUUUAAGGCUAAUCUAUGGCUCUCCGAAGAGUAUCCUAUGCGACUGCAAGAACAAGUUCUUCCUAUACUUGACUUAAUGUCUACUAUGGCAAGUCCACACGUAUCUAAACUGAAAGAUUUCAUUACCAUGCAGCUGCCCUCUGGUUUUCCAGUGAAAAUUGAAAUCCCACUCUUCCAUGUUUUAAAUGCAUGCAUCACGUUUGGAAAUGUAUUCGGCAUGACGGCUCCCGUUGAGAAUGUAACCACAAUUAAUGAAGACGAUCGCAUAACUUGCCUUGUCGACGACCAUUGUUUCGAUAUACCGAGCCAUUACGUCAACAGAGAUGCGGACACUCUUCGUCAAAUGCCUUUGGAUGAAGACGAUAUGUUGCAAUAUGCAAUUGAACAAAGUUUAGUGGAAACGACCUCCGGGGCUUCUGCUUCAAAUACAGCUGAGGACACCGAUAAAGUGGAUAUAUGGGAGGCAUUGCGUGGUCAAGGGGUAGAUGGAAUUCCAGAGGAAGACGAACAGUUGCAGAGGGUACUGCAAGAGUCGUUGUGUGGUGCCGCAAAUAAUACAGGAUCGCCAGCUACCGAUGAUGACGAUGGUGGUUUUAGCUAUAUGGAUCCUGAUCUUGCGAUUGCUUUACAGCUUAGCCGACAGGAUCAGCAGCAGUAUGAAAUUGAGUUACAGCGUGAACAGGAAAUGAUUGAACAGGCGUUAAAGCUUAGCUUACAGUAGAACUAAGUCAAUUUUGACCAUACAAAAUAUUGUGUUUGAAUAUAUAUUUAUAUAUCUAUCCAUAUGAUCGAACUUCGAAAUAUUUUCAAUAUCAAUCAUUAAUCCCUGCAGGGAAACAUAUACUCUAUUGAGAAUGGUAGAGGAAUACAUAUAUCAAAGAACAGAACUAUUAAAACCUUGAAGUCAAAUAACUUUGUAAUUAGCAAUAUUUUUAAAACAUCUGUAAAUCAACAACUGUCCGUUUAACGUGGUAAAAAUUGUUCAAACGUGUCUUCUACGGUACUUUUUUUCAAAAUAUCGCAUGUAAUAUAUAGUGCAUAAGUAUAUUUCUUAUAGAUCUUCUAUACCUUAUUACUAUAUGAAUUUUUUAUAUUAUACAGAGACAUUUCAAAAAGCUUUCCGUACUAGCGUACAAUAAACUAAACAUAAAUUCACCACUCUUAAAUAAAAGUGUCUCGUUUAGUAAUUUUAUAUAUGUACAUAUGCAUGUGAUUCUUCAUAUUUAUUUGUAAGCUUAUCCUAUCCUCAGUUACAAAUGCAAAAAUACAUCGUGGAGCUAUACAUAAGAACAAUUUAA